CAGUUCAGUUUAGAACGUGGGCUUGAAUGAGACGGUUCGCUACUUGUCGGCAGCAACGAGCAAUGUGGACAUAGAAGCAGAUAUUAAAGCAUUAAAGCAGAGUCAAGUGAAGGCAGAGAAAAUCUCACCAAAUACAAAUUUGUGCUGUCAAGUGUUGCGCGGUUGAGAGGCGUUGCAGUGGCCCGUGCCCAAGUGUGAAGUGUGUUCAAACUUAAAUUCCCGUUCUUUCGAUAUUGAAAUUCUAUGUGAAUCGAGUGAGAUGUGAUUUGGAGGCUUCUUUGCCAGACUUGUUCAAUUGUGCUGCUGGGCGAUUUCAGAAAGUUAUUGCUUCAGCGUUCCUCGGGCUUUGACUAAAAAAUGUAUUUAAGUGUUUGAUAUCUCGCAGCAAUUCAAAGUAAGGUGAGGUAUGUGAAAUAUAAUAAUAAAUGCGAAAUAAAGUGCGCUUCAUCAGGACAAUAAACGUGAAUUGGCCGUGGUGUCAGCGCUGCCGUUGAAUAUUCUCAAUAGCCACAACUCUCGGACGCCAAUGGAAAUGCAAUAAAAUAUAAGUAAGACACCGAGAGUUAGUGAUUGGCAAGUGGUGGCUAAGUGGAAAUAAGCGAUAAGUGGUCGAGUUAAAGGGGCAAGGCGAAAUAGUACCAGUGCAAGGAUAAGUGAAAAUCGUAUUCAAGGCUCCAGCUCACCGCUCAGUGUUCAGUGUAAGCGAUGUGCGUGUGUCUGUGUUAGUUCCGUUAUUAAUCUAGUGUCGUCUAGGAAAAAAAUUCCAAACCGCGGAGGCGCAUAAAUUUUAAUUAAACACCCAAGCGCGUCCCUUAACAGCCAUUCGAGAUUUCCGCGCCUCAGCUCACGGUUUCCGUCAUCCAAUCAGCGUCAGCAUCAGCAAUAUCCGUUGUGAUAGUGAAAAACAGAACGAAGAUCCAGAACGUGCAACUGGGGAAACAGUGAAAUCAGCGUCACCAUAAAUUUCGAAAAAUUUCCUAUGAAUUCUAUCUGCGUUGUGUGUUUCCAGUGAAUUCUAUGGUAUGAGUAAAACCGCAUAAUAAUUCAUUAGUGCUUUAAAUAAGAAAAGCUCACGUUUAAGUGUGUGUGUAUCUCGCAUGUGUAAAUUCAAGAAUUUCGAGUAUAAUUACAAAAAUAAAAUCCAAAUAGUUUAAUUAAAGCAACGAAUGCCGCUUGCAAUUGGAACAUUUUUAAGCUAGACAAAAUGUGCAAUUGCCACGGCGAGUCUCCACGAGUUCAGCACCAAAGUGCCGAGCGGCCUUUUGCAUCCAGCGAAGCGUGUUGCUGUCGGUCGCGCAGCUGCGCUCGUGAAUAACGUACGUCGGGAUCCCUCGCUCACACACAAUCACUACACCGCCACAAAUACAACAAAAACAACAACAGAGGACAAGAAAUGUGCUCUUUGCUCUCAGGAAGUAAGUGAGUUGCAAGCGUUUAAAAACGGAUGAGGAAGUGAGAGGUGCUUGUCGGCGGAGCAACAGUUAAACCACAACACAACGCGCCUAAAAGCCGGCAACACUACAAAGUUUAUUGGCACGAAAAAUCAAAACGGCAGAAAACCACAAACACCGUUAAGCGAGGUAAAUGCCAAGGAAAAGUGAGCUUAAGAGUGCGGAACCAAAGUGGUGAGCAGUCAAAACACUAGAAAAAAUAGUAAAAAGACAGGAGAAGAGUGUAAAGGACCGUAUGCGAAAGGCGAGCACUCGAGCCGGUGUUUAAGUGCAAUAACGACAGAAAGAGCAACAACAAACAAAUACACGGCAACAAAACUGCAAUAGAGCAAUUGCAACAUCAAUAACACAAUCAACAAAAACAACAAUAAAGCGUUGAAACUCUAACUUACAGACAUUCUUCUGCUUCUACUCACACUUUCAAACGCCAACGAACGGUAUCACAACAGAAAGAUUGAUACGAGUGCUGAAAUAAGAUAUGUUUUGCUGUCUGAGGACUUCAAGUGCAGUAGAAGAGCCAUAACACCAGAAUAAUUGCAACGAAUAUAGAAAUUGCAGAAAAAAUAUCUCAGUCAGAAAUAACAAUCUCAAUUAAGCAGGUGUGUGCCUCGUCGUAUACUUAACUUGAAUCACUCAAAAGUGACAAUUUAAGAAUCUUACAAUUUAACAUACACUACACUAUAAAUAACUGUACAUACAGUCAAUACAAGAAACAAUUCAAAAUUCAGUUAAACUGUAGAAAUGAAUUUGAUUGUGGCCACAAUGAGUUUCCUGAAAGCAAGCAGUCAUCAAAAGGCGACCAUCACUCUCACCGCUCUCAGCUGGUUGCUGCUGGGUCUUGGAUUGAUCAUUUCAUUGCCUGUUUGCACAGCUGGCCCGCAUGAGAAACGCCUUCUACACGCCCUGCUCGACAACUACAACAGUCUGGAGCGAUCCGUCGUAAACGAAUCCGAUCCACUGCAGCUGAGCUUCGGGCUGACGCUAAUGCAAAUCAUCGAUGUGGAAUGGAAUGACAUGAACAUGCGCUGGAACUCAAGCGAGUAUGGCGGCAUACGGGAUCUCCGCAUUCCUACACACAGACUUUGGAAUCCGGAUGUGCUCAAUCGAAAAAAAUUACGCAUAAGUCACUAUGAAAUAAAUAUCUAA
Zeugodacus cucurbitae (melon fly) is the source of this 2597-nucleotide messenger RNA. RefSeq names its product neuronal acetylcholine receptor subunit alpha-7-like. The coding region runs from base 2193 to 2597 and encodes 134 amino acids. Gene Ontology annotation, molecular function: extracellular ligand-gated monoatomic ion channel activity. The transcript has 4 exons. Gene Ontology annotation, biological process: monoatomic ion transport. The record is from RefSeq and is a predicted model, not a curated record. Lineage: Eukaryota; Metazoa; Arthropoda; Insecta; Diptera; Tephritidae. Gene Ontology annotation, cellular component: membrane.